AUGGCUUUCUCAUUAUCAACAAAAUCUGUUGGAAACGGUAAACGUUCUACAAGUACAAUGCAUGCAGCUGUUGCACGCGAUUAUGAUCGAAAGAAAUUGGCUGCGAAACAUGAAGUUAAACUGGAAAACGAUUACGAUGCGCUUGAACGAAAAAUGAUCUCGCGCGCUAAAUGGAAUCAACGCGCUGAAAAUAAUAAUCUACGUUCAAAUCAAACACAUGAGAAUCAUAAUCAAGAUCGUUCGAAAAUUUCACUCGAACAUUACAUCGAACGUGAAAGAAUAAAACAAGAUAACAUUAUUAAUGCUAAACGUAUGGCCAAUGAAAGAAUUCGGCGUGCUUCAAUAAACUCUUUACCAAAAGUUUAA
Messenger RNA from Rotaria socialis, 366 nucleotides. The record is from the annotation of a GenBank genome assembly. NCBI's taxonomy places the organism in Eukaryota, Metazoa, Rotifera, Eurotatoria, Philodinida, Philodinidae.